This is a messenger RNA of Xiphias gladius (swordfish), 1706 nucleotides long. RefSeq names its product hyaluronidase-5-like. Gene Ontology annotation, cellular component: acrosomal vesicle. Bases 121 to 1566 code for a protein of 481 amino acids. The record is from RefSeq and is a predicted model, not a curated record. The transcript is spliced from 4 exons. Gene Ontology annotation, biological process: carbohydrate metabolic process; hyaluronan catabolic process. Gene Ontology annotation, molecular function: hyalurononglucosaminidase activity. NCBI's taxonomy places the organism in Eukaryota, Metazoa, Chordata, Actinopteri, Istiophoriformes, Xiphiidae.
UCCCAGAGGAGAGGGAGGGUAGCGUUUAUGAGAAACAGGUAAUAAUUUCAGGAGUCACUGAGCGUGCAGUUUGGACGGCGGGAAGUUGGACCCCAAAGCAGAUCAGAUUCCUGAUUCAGAAUGAACCCAGUCAAACUGCUUCGUGACAAACAGCAUUUCUCCGUCGUCAUCGCCAUGUUGGCCCUGCUGAGCUCCGGCCAGGCCUUACCGAGGACGGACCCUCCCAUCCGUCCUGGUCACCCCUUCCUGUUCAUGUGGAACGCCCCAACUGAGCUGUGCGACAUCCGCUUUGGCAUGCCCCUCGACCUCUCCCACUUCCACUUUGUCAGCAGCACGCUGAAGACGGCGACCAACCAGAGCAUCUCCAUAUUCUACAUCGACCGCUUCGGCAUCUUCCCCUACGUGGACGAAGACACCGGUGAGAUGUACGAUGAGGGUCUGCCGCAGCUGAUUGACCUGCAGGACCACCACAAGCAGGCCGAGGACGACAUCGAGUACUACAUUCCCACUGACCAUCCGGGCCUUGCUGUGCUUGACUUUGAGGAGUGGAGGCCACAGUGGGUUAGAAACUGGGGCAGCAAAGACAUCUACCGACAGAUUUCCAUCGAAAUGGUGAAGAAGAAAGACGCGUCAUUGUCUGACGAUAAGGCGGAGGACUGGGCGAAGAUCGUGUUCGAACGCGCAGCCAAGAAGUACUUCCUCCGCUCCAUCCGCAUUGGGAAGAGGCUGAGGCCCAACAGACUCUGGGGUUACUACCUGUACCCCGACUGCUACAACUACGACUACAACCAGGACAUGGCAGGCUUCACCGGAGAGUGUCCCGCCAUCGAGAAGGAGAGGAACGAGGAGCUGCUGUGGCUCUGGAGAGAGUCCACAGCGCUCUUUCCGUCCAUCUAUCUGGAGCUGGUGCUCAGAGACUCCCAGCAGGCCCGGCUGUUCGUCCGCCAUCGAAUCCAGGAGGCCAUUAGGGUGUCAAUGCUGCCCAACAGCUCCUACUCAGUCCCCGUCUACGCCUACAUCCGCCCCGUGUACAAGGACAGCACCGCCGAAUACAUGUCAGAGUUUGAUCUGGUUAACACCAUCGGAGAAGCUGCUGCUCUCGGCGCCGCCGGCAUCGUUUCCUGGGGAGACAUGAACGUCACAGAUUCAGAGGACUCCUGCUUUGACGCUCGACGCCACCUGGAGCAGGUCAUGAACCCCUACAUCCUGAACGUCUCCAAAGCGACGCAGCUCUGCAGCGAGGCGCUCUGCCAGGGCCGAGGUCGCUGCGUGAGGAAGCGCUGGGACGACGACGUCUUCCUCCACCUUGACCCGCGCCGUUACCGGAUCCAGCGGCAGCGACGCGGCGGCCCGCUCACUGUGAGCGGCGACCUCUCGCAGGACGACGUCAACUGGUUCGACCGCAGCUUCGACUGCAUGUGCUACAGCGAGGAGCCGUGCAGAUCGGUGUUGACGGUCAACGUCAUCCACGAGGCCUUCAUCGUUGGGUGGAGUCGAGGAGCUGACGGGCCCCGUCCCCUGCUGCUGGUGAUGAUACUGCUCUGUCUGAAGUACGUCGUGAUGUGAAUAUAAAUUAUUAGCACCAACCUGAUACAUGUAAUACGGGAUGUGAGGCUGUGGACACUUAAAGGACAAUUACACUGUUAUUUGAGCUUGUCGUUUGUUUUUUCUUGUUACUUCCGACUGCUUUUACCUGCGUUUUUCAU